Racocetra persica is the source of this 1134-nucleotide messenger RNA. Lineage: Eukaryota; Fungi; Glomeromycota; Glomeromycetes; Diversisporales; Gigasporaceae. The record is from the annotation of a GenBank genome assembly.
AUGGCAAAAGUUAAAGAUUUAAGCGAUAAAGUUGAGACGGGCCAAGAAAAGAUACUUGAUGACCUAAAUAAUUUAACCUUCCCCGAGGGAUAUGCCCCAGUAUAUAAAAAGUUUUCUGAUUUACUUGAUGAGGAUUACCUAACCAAGAUUAUCAUAACUAGUAGAGGGACAGGGAAAUCUCAUAAUGUUAAAAGUUCAUUGGAACCAUGGCGGAAAAUCUUAAAUAAAUAUUGUUUUGAGUAUACCCAAGAAAAAAUAUCUAUUAGAGAUUUUGAGGAAGUUUGGGAAGCGAUAACCCGAGGCAUUAAAUAUAAAGGCAUUAUGCGUUUACAUUUUAUAGAACUAUAUAAAAGUGAGGAUGCCCGCGAGUUGCUUGAUAAAAAUGUUGAUAUUUUUAUGGAUGAGGCCAUACCCAACCCCAAAGGCAAAGAUAAGACCAAUUUAAAAUAUUUAGAUGAUGAGGAUAUUUUGUAUGAGGAAUUAUAUGGGAGUGCACCUUUUAAUAAAUACUUGUCUGAAAACUUAAAAGAAAUCAAGGAGAAAUUAUGGCGAGAUAAAGUUGUAAGGAUUGAAGUUGAGGAGGAAAACCUACGGGGAGAGAUAGAAAAGAGUUUAUUAUAUCUUUAUGCGACCGAACAUAAAAGAGAGUUAUUUGAGAAAGAAUGGGGAAACUUCUUUUUAAGUGAGGAGGCGUUGAAUAUGAUAAAAGUGCCAGACAAUUACGAAAUACUUUAUAAACUUCAAGGAUUUUUAAAGUGUAGAGUGUUAAGGACAGGCAAAACUUUUUUUAUCAGUGAGGCCAAUGGUAAAAUACCCGUGCCAAGAUGGACGGAGGAGAUUUGUUUGACGAAUGAGGAUUAUAAUAUCUCCAACAUGAGAAAUAAAAGACUAUUAAACAGGCAAGAAAUCCGCGAAUUAGUAAGAGAAUAUUUGGAGGAUAUAAAUAACAAGUUUUUAAAGUUUGCCGAUUUUGAGAACGACGAAUACGAAGUAAAGAAUAGAUACGAAAAUUAUUGUUCUCUUGACUGCGAAAAGAAUAAAGAUAAAGGAAAUAAGAAUAUGAGUAGUAGAACCGCCGAACAAGAGCAAGAAUUAAAAGAUAAAAGGGCAGAAUUGGCAAAACUUCGCCUGAAU